AUGCGGAAUUUCCGUGCAUUGAGCCGCGAUCUCUCCCCGUUCUCCACCGUCUCCUCCGUUCGCGGCUUGGCAUUCGCCGUCCUGCUCCUCUCUCCCUUCCUAUCCCCCCCAUCCUUCUGCCGUCCCUUCGACUUCGUAGAUCCGUCGGAUCGUGGGAUCUUGUUGUGGAAACACCCGCAAUCCUCGCAGGAGCAGCAGCAGGAAAAUAAUCUUCAGCAGCAGAAGCAGCAUACUGCUGCUGGCGCCGUUGCUACGCGGCAGUCGUUUCAGAAAGCACCGUCGCAGAGCCUUCUCGCUGAUGCGGCUCGAUCUGGCGGCAGCAGCAGGCGCAGCAAAAAGGGAGCGCGAGGGGUUGCUAGUCCUAAUGUGGUUGCUGACAGUACUAGAGUCGGCUUGGAAUCAGAAACGUCAGAAUACGGGUUACCAGCUUUGGACGACGAAAUUAGCGGAAAGGUUGGCGAGAACGGCAAGCGGGUGAGGAACCCGCGGUUUGAACCGGUCCGGAACGAUGACGUGGUUCGAUUGAAGCAGUUGGAGACUUCCACGAAGUUCGUGGGUUUCUUGCACGACAAGGCGAUCCGGUCUAGAAUGCCCGUUCUGCACUCUGUGCUGUGGGAAACGCCGUGGCUGCCGGUUAGCCGUCAGGAUUACUUCCGGCCUGACGGCCGGUACCUCUUCAUUACCGGCUCACGCGACUACUGCGCUGGAGUGAAGCAUUUCCACCUCAGCCUGACGUGUCUGAUCGCGGAGGCGGCGUAUCUGAACCGUACACUGAUUCUGGACAUGACUCAGUGCGUGAACGCGUGGCACAGCGGAGGCAUGCAUCAUAUCAGAUCCAUCCACGUGUACUAUGACCUAGACUCGCUCAGAACCGUGCCCUUCACACCGCUACAGGGCUUUCUGAGGGGGGCGCGCGAGUGGCAGGUGCAGGAGAGGCGGGCGGGGCGGGAUGGUGCUAUCCGCGCGCGUGUGGUGGAUGAAAGGGCGCCCAUGGCCGCACUGGCCGCGGAUGGAGCUACUCCCGUGGUUAUCCGCGAAACCAACUACGGGUUCAGCACGUGCAAGCGCCAGGACACCCCGGCAGGGGUGAGCGAGACGGCCAUUCGGUUUCGCCCGGAGCUGCUGGCGCUGGCAGCAAACAUCUCUGCCUCCAUGAAUGGAGGCGACUUUGAUGCCGUGCAUGUGAGGCGCGGCGACAAGCUGCGCCCAGAGUUCUGGCCGCACCUCGACCACGACACACGUCCCGACGCUUUACUGGAGAAGCUUCCCAGGUUCGUUGCACCGGGACGCACUCUGUACAUUGCGACGAAUGAGAAAACGCCAGGGUUCUUUGACCCGUUGAAGGCGAUCUACACCAUCCGGAUGUUCCAAGAUUUCCAUUAUCUCUGGGCUCCUGGCACACCCUGGUAUGAUGGGUAUACACGUCUACUUGGACCGGACCCAAAAAUGGAUGCAUACAUGGAGGCGCGGCUGUCCAAUGAGAAGACGGCACUUGUCGCCAUGGUGAAGAAGCUUAAUCGUGACGUGGCAAAGCUGGAGACGUUCAAGCGCACGUUGAUGCAGCAGCUGCAGGACGAGAACGACGACGAAUCACCCUCCAUGGCCGCAGCCACUUCCGCUGCCCCCAAACCACCAGCGUCAGAGCCCACCACGGCCUCGGCUGGUAGCGGGGCAUCGGCUGCAAAGCAGGCUGGCGACAGCGCUUCUGAUGCGGACAGCAAUGCCGGGGACAAGGCCAAGCCAGCCAAUCAGACGCCGACGCCAGCUGCAGCAGAGACUACCCCCAGGCCGCCCAGCAUUGCAAUCCCAACGGGCAGCAACAUGGGCAGCAGCAAGCAGCGCACGCCCCUCAUGACGCCCUCCCUGGUCUCCCCUCAAUACACGCCCUCCGCCACUCCCCCCCACUCCGCCUCGGGUGCUCCCCGUGAAGGUCGGCCACCAAGAGUGGAUGGCAAGGAAUUCUUCAGACAAGCAAGGAACCGUCUGUCAUACGAGCAGUUCAGCGCCUUCCUGGCCAACAUCAAGGAGCUCAACGCACACAGACAGUCCAGAGAAGAAACGCUGCGCAAGGCAGACGAGAUAUUUGGCCCCGACAACAAGGACCUGUACACGGCCUUUGACGGGCUGCUGUCGCGGCACCUGCCGUCCUAG
This is a messenger RNA of Closterium sp. NIES-65, 2151 nucleotides long. Lineage: Eukaryota; Viridiplantae; Streptophyta; Zygnematophyceae; Desmidiales; Closteriaceae. The record is from the annotation of a GenBank genome assembly.